Molecule: messenger RNA, 748 nt
Organism: Piliocolobus tephrosceles (Ugandan red Colobus)
Lineage: Eukaryota; Metazoa; Chordata; Mammalia; Primates; Cercopithecidae
Exons: 2
Coding region: 30-344 (104 amino acids)
Source: RefSeq, a predicted model, not a curated record
CCCAACCCCCACGCCUGCUAUCCCCAAACAUGCGCUCAAAACCCCUUCCCAGGGACGGCUGUGUCCACCCCUCAGCAGGAGGAGGAGACCCCACAGCACCAGGCAUUUUGGAGGUCCUGCUGGAUGCUAAGCACCGACACCUCAACCCGGAACAAUACCAGAACAACCUGAGCAACAGCAGGACCAGCGAUGGCUCUCCCUGCUGGAGGAUUCCGGAAGUCACCUGGCUGGACCAAGCCCCCUCCGUGUUCUCUGUCAGCCCACUCCCCACAGCAGCUAGGCCUGGUGUGCACAAGCAGACUAAUAAAGGCUUGAGGACAAAAAGGGUUUUGAGUGAUAGGUGAAAAAAGAAAGGAGAUAGGGCUGGGCCAACAGGCUGUCCCUGGUGGUAGGAAGCCCUCAGAGGUCAGAGGAACCCCAGAGGUGGAGAGGGGGACACGGUGGGGGCACAAAGAAGGCUUCCAGAGCCACAGCCUGGGCGAGUUCUGACAUGGAGCCCAGCCUCAUACGGCCUCUUCCGCUAGUGGCUGGCUUUGCUCCUGGCCCGAGGUAGCCCAACAGCUGGGCAGGGGAAAGGUGCAGGGGCAGAAGGUAGCAGAGGGAGAAAAGGGCCCCCUGUCUGCCUCUGGCCCCAAAGACAAGUCCGAAUAGGGCCAGAGGGAAAUGGCCGGGCCUUGGGGUGCCCCAGGGUCUUGGAGGGGACCGGGUGUUCAGGUUUCGCACAAGUCCAGGAGGCGCCGGCGACCCC